AUGGCCACCACCACAACCACCACGCUGCCGCGUCCCAUGAACCCUCCCACCGGCCCACUGCCCGCCCUGCCAGUCCCCAAAACGCGGCGCCCUGCAACUGCCCGUUCCGGCCCGUCCAGCCCGUCCAGCCCGGAGCGCCGCAUCUCCACCGCCUCCAGCUCGUCGCUCUCGCGCCCACCGCCCUCGCCCGCCGCCGCCGCCCGCACCUCCUCGUCGUCGCUCCCCAUGAGGCCGCAGAGCAAGCACGCCAAUUCCGCCACCGCCGUGCCCCAGGCCCAGCCGCCCGCCGCGCACGCCGGUGGCCCGUCGCCGCACAAGACGCUGCGCAAGACGAUCAGCAUAGGCUCGUUCCCGCAGCCGCCCAAGAACAGCCGCCUGAGCCACCCCUCGAGUCCGCUGUCCGCCGCCACCACCCCCGACGGCAUCACCACCGACCGCAGAGGCUCGGCCGGCUCGCUGAGCGUGCCCGCCGGCGCCUUGCGCAAGCGGCCCAGCGUCAAGGGCCGCGGCCCGCUGGCCAUCAAAUCGCCUCUCACGUCGCCGAGCGCCUUGACCGAGUUCUCGCCCACGGAGAGCCGGAGCUCGUCGGCCAACGGCUCCUACUCGACCGGAAUCGAAGACAUGGGCGGCGACGACAAGGGCAGCAAGUCUCCCUCGUCGGACAAUGAUUCGGGAAAGGACGUCAAGGGCAACGUCAUCGUGAGCGUCCGAGUGCGCCCCAAUGCCUCAACCAACGAGAAUUCAGGUCUGCAAGAUUGGGAUCUCGAUGGCCGGCGCGGCACAAUUGAAUAUAGGGGAAAAGAUGGUGGUACUUUUCAAAGCGACAACGUGUUUUCGACCCAGGACAACAACGCCAGGGUGUACGAUGCAGCAGCAAAACGAUUGGUGCGUAGGGUGAUGGAAGGUUAUCACGGAACCGUAUUCGCCUACGGAAUGACCGGCACCGGAAAGACGUUUUCUAUGCAGGGAACAGCAACGUCGCCCGGUGUGAUCCCGCUGGCUAUCACCGACAUUUUCUCCUUCAUCCGCGAGACGCCCAAGCGGGAGUUCUUACUCCGGGUCAGCUACCUGGAAAUCUACAACGAAAGGAUCCACGAUCUCCUAUCAGAUCCGCCUCCGACGGGGCCAGGCGCACAGGCCAUCCAGCAAGAAGAGAUCAAGCUGAGGGAGGACAGCAAGCGUGGCGUAUACGCCACCCCGCUGAAGGAAGAAAUCGUCCAAAGCCCAACUCAGCUGCUUCGCGUCAUUGCAAGAGGCGACAACAACAGGCGGGUUGCGGGAACUCAGUUCAACGCCCGCAGCUCGCGAAGUCACGCUGUUGUCCAGAUCGUCGUCGAGAGCCGUGAGCGCGUGCCUGGCGGCGUCGCACUUCAGGAUACCAAACGGACUGCCAUUGCUCCCGGUGGCGUCCGUGUCUCCACUUUGAGCUUGAUCGAUCUGGCUGGAUCGGAGAAAGCAGCUGAAGAUAAGGAGAGAAGGACUGAGGGUGCUCACAUCAACAAAAGUUUGCUUACUCUUGGUACCGUGAUUGCACGCCUGUCCGAGGCAAAGGAGAAGAAGGGAGCAGACAAGGACAAACACUUGCCUUACCGUGACAGCAAACUGACGCGCUUGCUACAACCAGCCUUGUCUGGAGGCUCACUUGUCAGCAUCCUGUGCACGAUAUCGAUUGGGUCCACCGGAACUGCCGCCUCCAUCGCGACGCAUGUCAACGAAACCCUGAACACUCUGAAAUUCGCGUCUCGUGCGAAGAACAACAUCGUAAGUCAUGCGAAGAAGGCGGAAGAGGCAGCUCCUGGCGGAGGCGAUGCCGGCAGUCGUGCUCUUCUGGACCGAUACCGCAUGGAAAUCCAGGAGCUCCGCAAGCAACUGGACACCAAGACGAAAGAGGAGGUCCCGGUUGUCAAAGAUGUCGAUAUGGAGGAGGAGAGAGCGCGGGAAGCCGAAGCCGCGGCAAGGCACGAAGAGCAGAUGUUGGAAAUGCAGCUUGCGCGCACGGCCCUGAAGGAGCGCAUCGAGCACCUCAACCGGCUCAUUCUCAGCUCCAAGUCAAUCGGCGUCAACUCGGGCCGGUCGUUUUCAUCCAUGGGCUUCCAAUACCGCAACUCGAUCAUGAGUAAUAGUGAACCUCACACGGUGUCGGCCCGAACCUCGACAGCAACGCUGGAGGUGCCGCACUUCAACAGAAUGUCAUCAGGAGGGCCCGGGACGACGCCAUUCCCUCCAUACACACCUCAGACGCCAGGGCUGCCGUCAGACCAUACUUCGGAGGAAGACGAUUCGAUUGGAGAAAACGGUGACGGCACAGCGACCGAAAGCGCGCGGGUUCGGGCUCUUCAAGCGGAUCUCGAGGACAAGAACCGCUACAUCGCCACGCUGGAGAAGCGGCUCCUCCAAGCGCGGAGAUCCAGCCACUCGCGCGUGUCGAUGGCGCUGGCGGCGUCAGUGCACUCGGCCGAGGAGGGCGGGGUGGAGGCGCUGAUGAAGGAGAAGGACGACGAGAUUGCGGACCUCAGGGCGCGGCUGGACGACAAGGAUCGAAUGCUGACGGCACUGCGGUCGGCGGCGAGGAAGCGGGACGUGGCGGAUCUCACCAUCGACACGUCGAUCGAGCGUCAAGCAUCGAUGGACCGGCGAGCGUCGCUGGGGCCUCGCACGCCCGGGCAUCGGAGCAGGGGGAGCACGGGGUCGUCGUACCUGACGCGGCAGUCGGCAGCCAGCCCGAUUGCACUGCUGUCGCCGCGGUCAGAAAAGAGGUCGCGGGAGGUGGAGGACAUUACCAGGAUGCUGGACAACAUGAUAUCGGAGCAGGGCGAGCCGGGACAGCGACCGGGGCACGCGCGGAGGACGAGCAUCGCCAGGAUGGCACUCGAGGGCCGGGGGACGUCGUGA
This is a messenger RNA of Diplodia corticola, 2892 nucleotides long. Its product is annotated as centromeric protein e. Bases 1 to 2892 code for a protein of 963 amino acids. Gene Ontology annotation, molecular function: microtubule motor activity; microtubule binding; ATP binding. The transcript has 2 exons. The record is from RefSeq and is a predicted model, not a curated record. Lineage: Eukaryota; Fungi; Ascomycota; Dothideomycetes; Botryosphaeriales; Botryosphaeriaceae. Gene Ontology annotation, biological process: microtubule-based movement.